CUCGAAUCGAUGUCACGGAAUCGAGGUCGGUACAUCGUAAAUCAGGUGCCAUGGUCGCGAUCGCGUCUUCUUCUUGUUCUUUUUUCUCUCCGCAACUUGCAUGUUGUCAAGAGUCAGGUCUGGGAACCCCUUGGCUGUCGGGCGUCUCGGUCGUCUUGCAAAGUUUCGAUCUCGGUCUUCCUCAUCACCGAACGCAAUGGGGAAGCAUCACUUGAUGGUCGGUACCUGGACGCCGCCAGGAGCUAUAUUCUCCUUUGAAUUCGACGACGAGACGCUGGAACUGAACAUGAUCAAACGGACGGAAAUCCCCAGGGACGAACCGAUAUCAUGGAUGGCAUUGAGCCACAACAAGAAAGCCAUCUACGGCGCCAGCAUGAAGAAGUGGUCGUCGCACGCAGUGAGGAGCCCUACCGACAUCUCGCACACGGCCUCGCAUCCUAUGACGCACGAUCCGAAAGCCAUGGACGCGAGCACGAGAACCCGUGCAAUCUUCCUGCUGCCGGCUAAGAAGCCGCCGUACCAUGUGUACUGCAAUCCCUUCUACGAGCACGCCGGCCUCGGCUCCGUCUUCUCGACGGACAGCGAAGGCGCGCUCAAGGAGUGCAUCCAGAACUACGAGUACGCCCCCGACUCGGCCAUCCACGGCAUGGUCUUUGAUCCCCAGGAGCAGUAUCUGUAUUCGGCGGACAUGUGGGGCAACAAAGUGUGGUGCCACAAAAAGGACGCCGAGUCUGGCAAGCUCGAGUUGGUAGGAUACGUGGCGGCGCCAAAGGAGCACGAUCAGCCCCGCUGGGUGGCCAUGCACCCGACUGGGAAGUACUUGUACGCUCUGAUGGAGCACGGAAACACGCUCGCCGAGUACGUGAUCGACCCGCGCACAAGGCUGCCGGUGUACACGCACAAGUCCUAUCCGCUCGUGCCAAAAUUUUUGGUGCAGAGGUCGCCCAAGAUGUACCGGGCGGACGUGUGCACCGUCACGCCGUCCGGAAACUACCUGUUUGCGACGUCGCGCAGCAACAAGGCCGGCGUGUCAGGCUACAUCUCCGCCUUCAAGCUCUCUGCGGAGGGCUCCAUCGAGCGUCAGAUGUGUCUUUCGCCGACGAGCACCAGCGGCGGGCACAGCAACGCCGUGGCACCGUGCGACUGGAGCGACGAGUGGAUCGCCCUGACCGACGACGAGCAGGGCUUUCUCGAGAUAUACAGAUGGGACGGCGAGUGGCUCGCUCGAGUCGCUCACUGCGACGUGAAAGAGCCUGGAUUUGGUAUGAACGCGGUGUGGUGGGACUGAAGGUGGGCCAAAAAAAAAAGGAAAAUUAGCGAUCGAAACGAGGGGUAUAUAUAUAUAUAUAUAUAUGUUUAUAUUUAUUUAUUUCUUUUCCGC
Molecule: messenger RNA, 1381 nt
Organism: Verruconis gallopava
Lineage: Eukaryota; Fungi; Ascomycota; Dothideomycetes; Venturiales; Sympoventuriaceae
Exons: 3
Coding region: 101-1288 (395 amino acids)
Molecular function (GO): protein binding; 6-phosphogluconolactonase activity
Source: RefSeq, a predicted model, not a curated record